AUGGAAGAACAGGUGUUCAAGGGGGACCCCGACACUCCUCAUUCCAUCUCCUUUUCUGGCAGUGGAUUUCUCUCCUUCUACCAGGCCGGGGCGGUGGAUGCCCUUCGAGACCUGGCCCCCCGGAUGCUGGAAACAACCCAUCGCUUCGCCGGGACGUCGGCGGGGGCAGUGAUUGCGGCCCUGGUCAUCUGCGGGAUUGAAAUGGAUGAGUACCUCAGAGUCCUCAAUGUAGGUGUGGCCGAGGUGAAGAAAUCCUUCCUGGGACCCCUGUCCCCAUCCUGCAAGAUGGUGCAGAUGAUGAGGCAGUUUCUGUACAAGGUCCUGCCUGAGGACUCCUACAAAGCGGCCACAGGAAAGCUCCAUGUGUCCCUCACUCGGUUCACAGAUGGAGAGAGUGUCGUGGUGUCAGAGUACACAUCCAAGGAGGAGCUCAUUGAGGCACUUUACUGCAGCUGCUUCGUCCCCGUGUACUGCGGCCUCAUUCCUCCAACUUACCGGGGCGUGCGCUACAUCGACGGGGGCUUCACGGGCAUGCAGCCCUGCUCCUUCUGGACCGAUUCCAUCACCAUCUCCACCUUCAGCGGGCAGCAGGACAUCUGCCCCCGGGACUGCCCUGCCAUCUUCCAUGACUUCCGCAUGUUCAACUGCUCCUUCCAGUUCUCCCUGGAGAACAUCGCCAGGAUGACCCAUGCCCUGUUCCCGCCAGACCUGCUGAUCCUGCACAACUACUACUACCGAGGGUACGAAGAUGCCGUUUCCUACUUGAGGCGGCUGAAUGCUGCUUACCUCAAUUCUCCGUCCAAGAGAGUGAUGUUCCCCCGUGUAGAAGUGUACUGCAACAUAGAACUUGCCCUUGGCAAUGAGUGCCCUGAAGGCAGCCAAUCAAGCCUGCAAACAGAGCAGGAGGAAUCCAUACAACUUCACGCACAGUGGGCUCCCAAAGAGGAAGGAAAGGGCGGCCAUGGUCCACGUGUGCCCUCACCUGUGGAAACACCUGAAUCCACACAUGAGUGUCCUGUCGAAUCACCUGUUUCACCAGCUGCCUCUUCAUUUGAGUGGCCAGAGCAGUUGCAGGUGACUGCACAUUCUCCGGCUGAUCUGCCGCCUGCCUCCCUCCCAGCUGUGCCCUUAACACUCAGCUCAACACCUGCCCAGUCACGAGCACCAUCACAGCAGCAAGUACAAAUGACUGGAUCACCACCAAGAUCCCCGCCCUCCCAGCCAUCUAUGUCACCCAGGCCAUCCCUGGGGCCUUCGGCUGUAGUGGCAUCUCAAACAUUGCCCCAGUGUUCUCCUACACAGCUGCCUUUGGAGGACCUGGGCCCAGAACAGCCCCAAGCUUGCCUUGCCUCUUCAAAUCAGAAAGGUGCCAUGCCUGUGGUUAAUAUGAAGGAAGCCACCAGCAAGCCUUAUGCAAUGGACAACCCUGGUGAAGACUCGAGUUGGAUGAGCAAGAUAUUCAAGAAAAACAAACAAAAGACAAAUGGCACCAGAAAAUGCUUCCCAAGACAUCCACGAUCCAGAAAACCAGGCAGCAAAGUGCAGUGA
Hyaena hyaena (striped hyena) is the source of this 1548-nucleotide messenger RNA. It is a transcript of the gene PNPLA1, whose product is annotated as patatin like phospholipase domain containing 1. Gene Ontology annotation, biological process: lipid homeostasis; triglyceride catabolic process. Gene Ontology annotation, cellular component: cytoplasm; membrane; lipid droplet. The transcript is spliced from 8 exons. The record is from RefSeq and is a predicted model, not a curated record. Gene Ontology annotation, molecular function: triacylglycerol lipase activity. The coding region runs from base 1 to 1548 and encodes 515 amino acids. Lineage: Eukaryota; Metazoa; Chordata; Mammalia; Carnivora; Hyaenidae.